Pistacia vera is the source of this 1527-nucleotide messenger RNA. RefSeq lists its product as uncharacterized. The transcript is spliced from 5 exons. Lineage: Eukaryota; Viridiplantae; Streptophyta; Magnoliopsida; Sapindales; Anacardiaceae. The coding region runs from base 1 to 1527 and encodes 508 amino acids. The record is from RefSeq and is a predicted model, not a curated record.
AUGGAUGCUCUUUCAAAUGGAGAUGUAAAUCCACAACAGAUAGAAACUGAUCCAAUUGCUUUUGCUGCUGUUGAGAACUACAUGAUCCAUGGUCCAUGCGGUGAUGCAAAUAGAAAUUCCCCCUGUAUGCAUAAAGGAAAGUGUCAAAAACAUUUUCCAAAAAAUUUUUUGACAACCACAACAGUAGAUGAUGAAGGAUAUCUGUUAUACAGGAGACGGGAUACUGGCGCAUUUAUUGAGAAAACAGGUGUCAAACUUAAUAAUCAAUAUGUUGUUCCUUACAAUAGGAAUUUAUUAAUUAAGUUUGACGCCCAUAUUAAUACUGAGAUCCUUAAUCAACAUAGAUCAAUCAAGUAUCUUUUCAAAUACAUCAACAAAGAAUCUGACAUACUUACAAUUUCCGUACAGCGUAAUACCAACGGUGAAGCAAAUUCUGAAUCCACAAAUUCUGGAAUGAUAGACGAGAUUACAGCUUAUCUUGAUUGCAGAUAUAUAUCUGCUAUUGAAGCUUGCUGGAGGAUAUUUAAAUUCGACAUGUAUUACAGAGAACCUGCAGUUGAAAGAUUACCAUUUCACUUGGAGAAUGAACAAACUGUGAUUUUUGAUCCAGAUAAUUAUAUUAGAACUGUUAAUGGAGUGAUACACCUAACUUUCAAAGAAGCAUGUUAUGCAUUAGGUUUGCUAGAUGAUGAUAAAGAAUGGCAUGAUUACUUAGAUGAAGCAUCAGUAUGGGUUUCCAGAAAUCAGUUACGACAACUAUUCGUAAUGAUCAUAUUAUUCAAUGAAGUUGUUAGUCCUAGAGAUCUAUGGAGAAGAAAUGCGAUUAAGCUAUCUGAAGAUAUCGCAUAUAUACUGAAACGGAAAAUGGGAAUGCAAGCAGUAAAAUUGAUUGAUGAACAGCUACAAAAUCAUGCACUGAUUGAAAUUGAAGAUUUGAUUAGAAAAGGAGGGAAAAAAAUCACUGAUUUCCAUGGAAUUCCAAUUCCGAAUUGUUCUCAGUUUGAAAGUACACAGGAUAGAUUAAUUGCUGAAGAGAUGAGUUAUGAUAUUGAAAGCAAUAUAAAGUUGCAUGAUAAGUUGUAUAGUGGUCUCAAUCAAGGGCAACAGAAAAUAUAUGAUUCAAUCAUUCGUUCAGUUGAAGAUAAAAAGGGGACAACUUUCUUCGUGUAUGGUCAUGGUGGAAUAGGCAUGCUUAUGUUCUUCUUAUCUUUGGGAGAAUAUCAUGGUAUUGAAACUUAUAGAAAUAUGAGAUUGAAGAGCAGUAAUAACGGCACUAUAGAUUUGGAUGAUUUAAUUUCUUUUGACAUAUGGUUUCUUGAAAUUAGAGAGGAAACAAAUGAAUCAGCAGAUGAAGUCCUUAUCGAAAUUCCUGAUGAUUUAUAUCUGCAUGAAGAUUGUAAUCCACAAGAGACAAUUGUCAAUAUUGUUUUCCCAAGGCUGUGUGAACAAGUAACAAAUGAUGAGUACAUGAGGGAGACAACAAUUCUAACAGUAAAGAAUGAGACAGUUCAUGAAUUACAUGAGUAA